AUGGCGCGCGAAGAGGCGCAGCGAGAGUCGUCACCGUUUCUCAAUCGCCUUUCUUCGUUUGCUUCGAGUUCGCCGUUCCCGACUUCGGCACCCCCAGGCCCGUGUCCGGAGGCGUCGGCGCUUGCGCGGGGGCGGCGGGGGCGGCGACACAGCGACGCGGGGGAGGGAGGCGGCGAGGCGCGGCGCGACGCAGAGAGAGAACGAGAGGGCAGCGGACGCGAGUGGAGUGACGCACCAGACAGCCGGGGAGGCAGCAGACGGCGCCGGCGCGCCAUGCGAGACGACUGGGCACCGGAGCGUCUGCCGGCGGCUGCGUGGGCGCGCGCUGUCGAGGCGAGGGAGAUCGCCCUACGACCCGACGAGCUCGUUCACACGACGUCGCCCUUCCUGCAGCUGCUGCCGCAUCGGUGCGCCUCGCGGGUGUUCGCUGCGGAGGCCUUCUGCGAGAGCGGGACCUUCUACUCGUUCGGGGAAAGGAAGAAAGGCACCAGGCUGCAGGGCGACCUGCUGAGCUUUCAGGAGCCCUCGGCGCUCCGCAUCGCCAUUAGAGCUAGAAGGCGAAGAAACGCAGAGGGCGACGACGCGCGCGCGUCUCCCACAGAGGACGGUGAAAGCCUCGGCUCGAGCGGGGGCUCUGAAGCCAGAGAGGUCAGGCGCCUCGCGCCGCUCCUCUUGCUCUCUCAGCCUUCAUCGCUGCCGCCUCACGCCCCUCCUCUCCCCUCCUUUCUGCGCGGACACCGCCCGAAGGAGACAACAGGCGCGAGGUCUCCCACCGCGGCGGUCCUGACACCGCCUGAAAGGAACGCCGAUUUUCCUUCCUCCUCGGCAAGUCGCCGCCUCCGCUCUCCCUCGUGUCUGUCGCCUUUUUUGCACUUCCCGCGGAGACCCUCUCCCCACCGCGCUUCAUUCUCCGCUUCAACGGUUUCUGAAGUCGCUGCCUCGGCGGCGUGUCGACCUUCUUCGCCUUCUCUGCGCCCCGCGUCUCCCUCCUCGCUGGCAGCUCCUUCUGUCCCGCCCCUCGUGGUUGGGGGGCCCUCUUCGCGCGCCGCGUCUUCGCGAAAGGCGGAGCGCAAAAAGAAGCACGCGCUGUUCGCCCUUUUUUCGAAUUUCGCGCUUGCCACACAUCCGUUUGGAGACAGCGUCGCCGGCGGCGUUUUGGCGUGUCUGCUGCGACACUGCCCAGGCCGCGGCGAGAGCUUUGCACGGGCCCUCUGGGUUGAGGAAAUCUCCACAGAACUCCUCGCCUGCUACCUCUCCGCGCCCCACCACCCGCCCGCCUGCGCCUGCGCGUCUCCCACCUGCUGCGGUGUACGUACACUCGACGCCGACGACGACCGCGCCGCAGGCGAGGUCGACGCAGGCUGCAAAGUACGCGCAGAGUGGCGACCCGCAGCUGCGCAGGUCGGCGAGCAAAGCGACGAAGCAGGGCGCCAGAACGAAGGGCUAGGAGGAAGGCACGCGGGGCAACCAGGAAAGAACGAAGACGACGCAGCACCACGGCCUGCGAUCCCGUCGUUCUCGGCGACUUCGUUUCUGCACACGUUCCUCUUGAGCAAGCGCCGCAUCCAUUUUUCUCGCUCCGGCUCCGCGUGGGAGGGCGCAAGUCGCAGAGACGCAUCUCCCCAGCCUCAGCCGCGGACGCCAGGCAUGUCGACGUCCGCCGUCUCCACGGGGGAACGACCCGCCGCCCGCGCGAGUGAGCGGCGCGAAGAGACGCACGCGGAGAGAAAAGCUCUCGACGCUUCUUCUCCCGCUCGCGCCUCUCCAUGCAGAACGGAAAAGAUAAAGCAGGGGUCGGCGUCCAACGCCGCAGUCGGCGUCUACGGGGCCAAACUAGACGAGCCUGAGCGCAGGAAGUCUCCUGCAGAAGAGGGCGAGGCCGGAUGCUCCCGCCGACUUCGCAGGGGGGGGAACCUUAUGGGCGCGGAAAGCCAGCCGCCGAACGAGAAAUCCGUCGAGCGCACGCCGCGAAACUCGGCGGGCUGCGGCGCCCUCGCUUGUCACCUGCACCUGAAGCAUUCGCAUGCGCCUGCUCAGGAGCGCAUCUACUAUAGCAAGACUGCUCGCGGCCCGUUGCAUCUGAGAAGCGCGCGCGUUUCCUUGCCGCCUGCCUGCCGGCGUCGUCUCUCUUCCCUGCGCUCGCGUCCGCGGCUGAGCAGCCGCCGGGGGCCGGAAGGCAGCGAGGCGACAGGCAGCGAGGCGACAUCCAGCGAGGCGACAGGCAGCGCGUCCUCUCUUAGACAGGCGGGGACCGCAGCAGGCCUGGAGCACAUCGAGGGGGCUUCCCAACCGCAGCUGCUGCCAGGUCGCUGCAUCUCUCUGUGCGCGUUUUGCUCUCUCGAUGUUGAUUCAGGCAACGGGCCAGAAGACGUCGUUGUGAUCCACGGCAUCUGCAUGAGCGGCUCCUUCUUCUCCGAUGUCAUUUCGUGCUUCGCGGACGGCGCGGAGGAGGCCUCCCCCGCCUCCGGCGCGUCGUCGGCGUCGCCGGAGGCUACCGCGCGAGAGGAGAGCGAGUCGAAGGCGACGGCCUGUCAGGCGUCGGCUCACGCGCUGCGGCCUCCGCCCUCCUUCCCCCGCGCCGGGGGCUCUGUGUCCUUGUCUUCUGAGGCCGCUCCUCCGCAGGCCUCUCGCUCGCGCCUCUCUCGCUGGCGAGCGCCUCAGGCUCGCGAAGGCAGCGCCUCGCCCUCGUCUCCUUCUUCUUCGUUUUCUUCCUCUCUUUCCUCCUAUUCUUCGUCUCCGACAGCUUUCGCCGCGCGGCGCCGCGAGCGCACAGGCAGCGGGGAUGUGAAGCCGCCCCAAGGGCGAGUGAGGGAGAGAGAGGAGAGAGAGAGCGAGCGGCGCGCGGAGGAGGCCGCGAGACAGCGAGAGGCGCGGAGUCGAGGCAGCGCGACAGCUAAGGCUCAGCUCGACGCCUCGUGCUUCACCUUCUACAACGUCGAUCUAGUUGGCUUCGGCCGCAGCACGUCGAUCUACUCGCCCACAGACUACUCGCGAAUUGAGCAGGCUCAGCGCGUGAUUCAGGACGUGAUCGUCGCGAACAAACUCGCCGCAGUUCACCUGGUUGGGCACUCCUUCGGCGGCUUGGUGGCCGCAGAGGUCGCUCGCAUGCUUCCCCCUGGCGCAGUGAAGUCCGUGCUUCUUCUCGCGCCCGCCUACUUUGAGUCCACCAGACAGGCGAUGCAAAUCCUCACAGCCAUCCAUUUCCCAGCUUCCCACUCGAUUGCGCACCCAAUUGUGGCGUACUUCAUUCUCAAGGUGGGGCGGCUGCUGCGGCCGGUGCUCGAGCCAAUUUUUCACUUCGUGGUUCCGAAGGAUGAACUUCCGCAGCUCUCCGUCGCCGACCUCUUCAUCAUCGACCCCGCCGCCAUGAUGGGAACCAUUCGCUCCAUUGUUAACGAACGGCUCGAAGAGACACUUCAAAUGCUUCAGGACAGGCGCAUACGAGUGACGAUCGUCCACGGCACUGGCGACGGCGUCAUUCCGAUUCGACAGUCCCAAGUUAUUGCGGAGCGAUACAGCAACGUGCAGCUGCGCCCGGUGAAGGGGUUCGUACACCACUUUCCAAGUUCCCACAGUCGUUUCACUGCUCACCUCAUUCAUCAGGAGGUUCUACGGUACCGCGAGGCCUCAGCUGUGAAGACAAGCAUGCGGCCGCAGAGCGUCGCCGCCGCCCUGGGGUCCGCCGCGGAGCCUGCAGACGCCCUCGGGGCUCGUCUGGCUCUUGGUUGGGGACUCGCGUGUUCCGAAUACCUCUGA
Messenger RNA from Besnoitia besnoiti, 3756 nucleotides. RefSeq lists its product as uncharacterized. The record is from RefSeq and is a predicted model, not a curated record. The coding region runs from base 1 to 3756 and encodes 1251 amino acids. NCBI's taxonomy places the organism in Eukaryota, Apicomplexa, Conoidasida, Eucoccidiorida, Sarcocystidae. The transcript has 8 exons.